This is a messenger RNA of Physella acuta, 1650 nucleotides long. RefSeq lists its product as uncharacterized. NCBI's taxonomy places the organism in Eukaryota, Metazoa, Mollusca, Gastropoda, Physidae. The record is from RefSeq and is a predicted model, not a curated record.
AUGUCGAUACCAGGUCUGGCUGACGUACCGGAUGUCCAAAAACCGUACCAUAUAGCAGACUACGAUGAAUGGAAAAAAUACAUGCAGAACAAGGUACCGGAUCUAACCGGCGAUCCGGCUUUAUACAUCCCACAUCAACCGGCGUCAUCACACGGCAGCACCAAGGUGCAGGUGGAGGUGUACCCUCCGGCACAGAACGGUCACGUCAAGGACCUGGUCGACAUCCGGUCCGUGUCCGGCACCACCUCCAGAGGACCCAGCCCCCGGGUGACGUCAUCCGAGCACCACCCACCGGGCAGUCCCCAGUCCACCAACAGCCAGGUCGAACUUUUGGAGCGGAAGAUCUCGUUCUCAAGCGAGACUACCGAGAGUCACGUGACGAGACCGGAAGAGGAUUCGCUCGGGCGCGGGAAGGGCGACCCCAACUGGAUUCUGGUGACGGAAGUGACGUCGGCAUCGAACGAUAACAAAUCGGAGAAGAGGAGAAUCGUGGGGCUGAAAAAAGACGAAAAAGAGAGUCACUACGAUAGCGGAGUCAGCUUUAAUUACCCGGAUUUAGAAGGCAACGAGGAAACGGAACAGACCUACUGGGACAAUUUUCAUACGAAACAGAAAGUCCCCGCCUACGCGGAUAGGACUAAAAGUUUAGGCCGUAAGAAUAAAGAAAUUAAAUUCCUACAGGCCUACACCCCCAAGGUCCUCAGCACAUCCUUGCAGGAGGGUCUUGAAUUCGGUCCUCUGAGGUGGUACCACAACGAGACGCAGGAAGCGGAUCGUGGUUUCCAUGGUAACAAUACAUCAGCAGACGGCGUGAAAAGACGAACGCCGACCCCUGAUUACGAAGAGAGUAUGGCGUCCCAUGCUUCCCAGCAUGGAUACGCUUCUAAUCCAAACCAACAAGCAACUAACCAAAACCAAAACUUUCAACGCGCGACUAACAUUAGAAGAAAAGGUCCUGUCGAGGGUCAACGACCUCAGCUUUCUCCAACGGUUCCGCCACAACUCCCUACCAAAACGUACCCGCCUUACGUCACCGGUAAUAUCAAUGUACACCAAAACACAAACAACCAACAAGUCAGCUCUAACUUCAAACCAUCGCUAGCCCCGCUCGCUCCAAACAACCCUGAAAUCAAAUCAACAGCCACCAAAAAACCUCAACCAAACUUCGACGGAGACAAAACAGCGGUCCAGAGAUACCCAAACUCGUCAAACUCACAAACUUUCCAACCGCAACUUUCAAAUACAGCGAAUAUAGAACAAAAACCUGUUACGAAAUCAACAGUUCAUCCCAACAAAAAUGACAAUGCAUCAAACUCAAACCAGCAACCAAAAACUCAAAACAACGGCGAAAUCAAACCAGCGGCCGAAACACAAACCAAAACCAACACUUUGAAAUCAAACAAACACAGCAUUAUAGUAACAGACACAGAUUCCAAAGAGAUCGUUUACCUAGAAGGCGAAAUCAAAUCGACGGAAACUCCCAGCAACGAUAACGAUUCGAACAGCAGUGGGGUAGACAGCAUCCGGUCGUACAGCGCGGAAAUAGGUCGCGUGCUCAGUGACCUAGAUGAGGCUUUGGAGAGCCACGGGUGGCAGGCGUCCAUCAAGAAACAUAACAAGCAGCCCAGGCCCUUAGUGGCCUAUGUGUAG